Messenger RNA from Anarrhichthys ocellatus (wolf-eel), 1720 nucleotides. RefSeq names its product SPG21 abhydrolase domain containing, maspardin (gene spg21). The coding region runs from base 1 to 933 and encodes 310 amino acids. Gene Ontology annotation, cellular component: trans-Golgi network transport vesicle; cytosol. Lineage: Eukaryota; Metazoa; Chordata; Actinopteri; Perciformes; Anarhichadidae. Gene Ontology annotation, molecular function: CD4 receptor binding. The transcript has 8 exons. The record is from RefSeq and is a predicted model, not a curated record.
AUGAUUAAUAACAAAUUUGUCGGAUGUAUUUUUCUCACCUUGUGUUUUUGUCUCCACCAGAUUAUUGUCGAUGAUGAUGACAGUAAGGUGUGGUCGCUGUAUGAUGCCGGCCCAAAGAGCAUCAGGUGUCCCAUCAUCCUCUUCCCACCGGUCAGUGGGACAGCUGAGGUGUUCUUCCAGCAGGUGUUGGCUCUGACGGGAUGGGGCUACAGGGUCAUCUCGCUGCAGUAUCCGGUGUACUGGGAUCUCAUGGAGUUCUGUGACGGCUUCAGGAAGCUUCUCGAUCACCUGCAGUUGGAUAAAGUCCAUCUGUUCGGUGCAUCUCUGGGUGGAUUCUUGGCUCAGAAGUUUGCAGAGUGCACACAUAAGUCUCCCAGAGUGCACUCACUGAUACUGUGUAACUCAUUCAGUGAUACCUCCAUCUUUAAUCAGACGUGGACUUCAAACAGUUUCUGGUUGAUGCCAGCUUUCAUGUUGAAGAAGAUUGUUCUGGCGAACUUUGCUAAAGGGCCCGUGGAUCCUAAAAUGGCAGACGCAAUUGACUUCAUGGUUGACAGGUUGGAGAGUCUGAACCAAAGUGAGUUAGCAUCGCGGCUAACACUCAACUGUCAGAACUCCUACGUGGAGCCGCACAAGAUAAAAGAUGUUGCUGUGACCAUUAUAGAUGUGUUUGAUCAGAGCGCUCUGUCGCUGGAGGCGAAGGAGGAGAUGUAUAAACUGUAUCCCAAUGCCAGACGAGCUCAUCUGAAGACGGGAGGAAACUUCCCUUACCUGUGCAGGAGUGCUGAAGUCAACCUCUACAUACAGAUUCACUUGCGUCAGUUCCACGGGACCAGAUACGCUGCCAUCAGUCCUGCCAUGGUGAGCGCUGAGGAGCUGGAGGUGCAGGAGAGUCACCUGAGUGGCAACCAGGACGACGACGACGACCAAUGAGACUUUUACCUGCAGACCGUUUCCUGUCAACAUUUCCAACACUUUAUCUUACUCUUCAUCAUUUCACAGGACGCUCUCCAGAUUUUCUAUGGAGCUCAACACUCGCUCAGCGAGACAACUGAGAAUAUUUUUAUUUGACAGAUGAAGCAAUAUUUUGAUAAUGACCUGUAGAUAAAUGGCACUCGGCCGCUUUGCUUUAAAAACAUACGACACCUUGCCUUAUGUGAAAUGAAUUAGAUAAUUGUUGCACUCAUAAACUGCCUGAACUCUUCCUAUGUGUAAUAUAUAUUGUGGUUAACACAGCCAGCAGUGAACUGGUGUCCUGUUAACAGAAAGCUGAACACUGGUUACGGAGAGACGCACGUCUGAAAGUGAUUGUGUAAUUCAAUCAGAGGAAAUGACAUGUUUGUUUGUUUUGGAAUACAGUUGAUUAUUUAGGAUUUGACAUGUGCAGUCGUUCUUUCCACUGGUGUCAGUGUGAGCUGAGGUUUACAUGAGGAGUCAUGAAUCAGCCCAUCUGUUCAACUGCCAAAGCCUGUUUUUGCAAACUGAAAUCAAACGUCAGUCCAAGUGUCACUGGAUGUUUUGUAGUUUCCAGCUUCAGAAAACUACAGGAUGUCUCUUCAAAUAUGAAGGACUUCCAUGUGGCUCUGCUGCUCUGGGCUUCAUUCAGACCUCCAGAUACUCCUGGAGCUAGAAUUAUUUUUUUUCUCUCUGCUUCUGAAUGGAUGAAGAAUAAAUGAAAAUGAUGUGCUGUGCCUUUUUAUAAAAGAUGAUAUACACAUUA